UUCUAGGCCCCGGUACCUGUUUGUGGUAGACGACCUAUCCGAGCGACAUUAGCAAGGCAUCCUAGGUGCUGCAAACACACAUGGACAAAUGUCGUAGGCAUGAGGGUGUCCUUACAGAUAUGGGAAAGGCUCCCCACUCCCCGAAGACUAUCGGAUAUGUGUGGCUACGCCCUGCCCGACCUGAACACCUGAACCCUGGCUUUCAUGUGCCUCGUCCUCGGAGAGCAGACGGCCGCUCCCUUCCAGAAUGACAGGCCGUCUGUCCCAGUACGUGCGACUCGGACAAACUUGAACCCGCGUAACUCCCUAACUAAAAUAUUGGCAAUGACAAUGAUUAUUCUCCUGUCAUUCUACUGGAGACCAUUGAGUGUCCCGGGAAACGUGUUAUGGCAUAUCCCGUCUGACAUCUCCGCCAGGUGGCCGUACAGCACCCGCAUGCACGGCGUCCAGCCCACUGCGCAACGGCGGGACCGACGGACCACCUCCAACGGAGCGAAGCUGGAGUGUUGCAGCCGCCGGAGGGGCACGGCCUCCCCGACGUGCCCAUCGUCGAACCUCGCCGACAUUCACAAACGCCCUCCCGAUCUAUCACCGACCCUCACGGCUCUAUUCCCCUCCGCCUCCUCACGUUGGAGUACGUUCACAAGCCCGUGUCCAGCCCGCCAUCUCUAUUCAGUGUUAGGUGGACUUUUGGUCGUUAGCCGACACGGACUCCGCAGAUCCCGCCAUGCCCGCAUUGAAAAGAGACGGCCGCCUUGGUGGCGGCUGAUCCACCGAGCGUACAUCCUUGUGCUUGCUUGUCACACGCGCGGCUAAACAUGUCCGACAUUCGUGUCCUUUCUGGCCCUGAGGUUGCCGAACAUGCCAACCGGGAGAGCUGCUGGAUUAUCGUGCACGGGAAAGUGUACGACGUCACUGAGUUCCUUCCUGGUAUGCGCGACGACGCACAAGUUCAA
Messenger RNA from Rhodofomes roseus, 956 nucleotides. RefSeq lists its product as uncharacterized. Lineage: Eukaryota; Fungi; Basidiomycota; Agaricomycetes; Polyporales; Fomitopsidaceae. The transcript has 4 exons. Bases 205 to 816 code for a protein of 203 amino acids. The record is from RefSeq and is a predicted model, not a curated record.